Molecule: messenger RNA, 1877 nt
Organism: Magallana angulata
Lineage: Eukaryota; Metazoa; Mollusca; Bivalvia; Ostreida; Ostreidae
Product: tetratricopeptide repeat protein 38-like
Exons: 13
Coding region: 157-1524 (455 amino acids)
Molecular function (GO): protein binding
Source: RefSeq, a predicted model, not a curated record
AAGCGGCAAGCAGCGCACUGCGCACAUAUAUAUGCGUUAUCUAGGGCAAGUGGCAACGAACUGAGUGCACACGUGAUAUAAAAAAAAUCCCAGCUUUUUUUCUUGUCCCAUCAUUGAAGUCUGUUUGUGGUAACUGAGGCUAAUAACACAAUAACGAUGAAGGAUGCGUGGAGGGACUGUGAGGGUUGGAGGAACUCCAAGCUCCCCAUGACGUCAUCUAACGAUGACGCAUGCAAGUGGUUUGAUGCUUCUCUGACUCAAAUCACAACAAUGUACGCCGACGACGAGGCGGGAGGGGUGGGCAACUCAUUCAAGAAUAUGAUGGAAGCUGACCCAGAUUUCGUAAUGGGACAGGUUUUUGUUAACUCCAUGAAAUUUGGCGGAUCGAAGACAGAAACAGAGGAAGUCAUUAAAACAGUAGACAGUAUCUUAGCUCUAGCCGCCAAACAGAAAGUAACGGAAAGAGAAAGUAAACAUGUGACUGCUUUAAAGCUCGUUACAGAAGGGAAACUGACGGAAGCUAUAGAAGUGUACCGUAACAUACUGAAGGAUUCUCCCACAGACCUGCUGGCCUGUCUAUUGGCUUUCUUUAAAUACUACGAGCUGGGCAUGUUCAACGAAAUGCUUGACAUGAUGGCGUCUGUGAUUGACGCUUACACACCUGAAACUCCUGGGUACAGCACUAUUUUAGGAUGGAAGGCCUUUGCUCAUGAGGAAAACUCGCAGCUUCCAGAAGCUGAAGAAAACGCAUACAAGAGCCUCGCUGCGUCUCCCAGAGAAACCUUUGCCAUCCACACAAUGGCCCAUGUACAUCUGGAGAAAGGAAUGCACGAUGCCGGACUAGCGUUUCUACAGAGUAAAGAAAAAUACUGGGCGUCCUGCAGCUUGGCCUGUCACAUUGCAUGGCACGAGGCUUUAUUCCAUGUUGAAAAGGGACAGUUCGAUCUUGCCGUCAAGGUGUUUGAUGAAAAAGUAAAGAUCAUUGCGCGCGGGAACUUUAAUGAUGCGUCCUCCCUCCUGUACCGUUUGGCAGUCGAAGACGUGCGCGUGCCCCAGCGUUGGAAGGGGGUCCUGGACCUAGUGGACAAAUUUAGCGGGCAUCACACGUGGGUGUACACAGAUCUACACAUCCUGUUUACUCUGUACAGAAACGGAGAGAAAGAGCGGGCUAAUGAACUGCUGGAGGGCCUCAAGGAAUACGUCACGAAUAACACUGGAACAAACGCUCAGGUGACGCAUGAUGUGGGCAUGCCCCUGUGUGCUGGAAUAACGGCGUUUGAGGAAGGACACUACGAGACGGCCACCAACUGUCUGAACUCUGUAUACAGCAAACUAAACCGAAUAGGGGGCAGCAGAGCUCAGAGAGACACGUUUGUCCAGCUCCUUCUCCAUUCCGCCAUUAAAUCCUCUAACCCCGACCACAAAGUUCUGGCCAGGACACUGCUUAACCAGAGGAAAUCUGAUCGGGUGGAAGACCCGCUGGGCGAUCGUCUGCUGAUGCUGCUUGACAGUAAAUCGGGCUGAAUCAGAGGCCCACUGUGAUAUCAGCCUUCUAGUCUACGCCGUACUGUAUAAACUGAUGAUAUACUCGGAGAUUGUAUCCGUUCACGGAAGUGACGGCUACGCAUGUCCAUUGAAAAAUUUAGACGACUACCUGGGUCUCCGUCAUCAUCAGAAGAUAUAACCCAUGUACACUGAAAUAUUAUAUAUCAUUUUUGUUAUAUCUUGGGAAUUAAAUCUUGACAGUCAGGGUAGAUCUGGAUUCAUAUAUUACAUUUAGUUUUUAUUUUACUAUCGCAUGUUUACAUAUAUGUAUGUACAUGUUUAAAGACUCAUUUAUUCGGAGAAAUUAAAUCGUGAAUUCAGUGCAAGUUAAA